Eleginops maclovinus (Patagonian blennie) is the source of this 4974-nucleotide messenger RNA. Its product is annotated as rho GTPase-activating protein 6-like. The record is from RefSeq and is a predicted model, not a curated record. Gene Ontology annotation, biological process: signal transduction. Bases 178 to 2874 code for a protein of 898 amino acids. The transcript is spliced from 14 exons. Lineage: Eukaryota; Metazoa; Chordata; Actinopteri; Perciformes; Eleginopidae.
CAGCGUGCAGAGGAACACACAGAGGAAAAGAAGACUUUCCACUUUGCGCAGCGUCUGCAGCCAGAUGCUGCACAUACCUUCUCCCCACCAGCGUGUACUUGAAACUCCUUUUUUGAUGCUGAAGCACUAAACUCUCAUAGUUGUAGGGUGGCUUUUUGGAGCAGGAGAUCCAACAUAAUGUCUGCCGCUCAAGGACUCCUCAACAGCGUCUUCUCCUGCUCCUCUCCUGCCUCCAAAGCCAUAACCAAACGGAGGCUACGCCAAACCCGGAGCCUGGACCCGGCUAUCAUAAGACACUGUGACACCGGGACAGAGGGAGUAAUAGCUUUGGAUUUCUCCGGAGUUGCCGACACAGGCGCGUCCUCGGAGCGCUUGGCUGUGAAACCGGCUUUACGCACCAGGAUUCCAACACUUAAAGAGCCCAUAAUGCCGUCCCUCUCCUCUCCCUCCAUACCUUUCGAUGUUUCCCCAUCGUCCAACUUCCACUUUGACUAUGACAUAGUGAAGCGACCCAAAAGGAAUACCGCCGGGGAUUUACCGUUUCUGGUGAGGGGGCCCGGUGCAACGCCGUCCGGGAGCACCGGCACGCUGUUCUCCCCGCGGAGGUGGCUUCAGAGGAAGGUGCAGCAGCCCAGCUCUCACGCUUACGUGGUGUGGAAAUCAGAGGGUGAUUACACCUGGAGCAGCCUGUCGGGGCGGAGCGUGCGCCUGACGCCGGUUUCCAUCCAGAGCCUGUCGGAGCUGGAGAGGGCAAAGCUGCAGGAAGUAGCCUACACCCGUUUACACCAGGACUAUGACUUGGGAUGCCAGAUAACCAUGCCAAAAGAUGGACAGAAGAGGAAAAAGUCGCUGAGGAGGAAGUUGGACUCGCUUGCAAAAGAGAAGAGUAAAGACAAAGAAUGCCUACCCCAGGCCUUCAGUAUAGUGCUCUCCCAAGUCAUCGCUAAUGACAGAACGCAAAGGCAGCGCCAGGACGGAUAUCGUCAGGACCAUCUACAUCGCGAGGAGCACAAGGACUCCUCUGACCUCGUCUCGUCCAUUUUACAGUUUGCCACCAAGCGGCCGUCCACCAAGGAGUUAUCCAGCAGUAACUCGUCUUUGAGUUCUACAUCAGAAACAGCCAAUGAGUCAACGUCACCCAACACGCCCGAGGCUCCUCCACGAGCACGCAGGAGGGGAGCCAUGUCAGUGGACUCGAUCACAGACCUGGACGACAACCAGUCCCGGCUGCUCGAGGCGCUGCAGCUGUCUCUGCCGGCCGAAACCCCAAGCAAGAAAGAGAAGCACCGGGACAAAAGGCUGAGCCUCAAUCCCAUCUACCGGCAGGUUCCCCGGGUAGUGGACAGCUGCUGUCAGCACAUCGAGAAAUAUGGUCUGCAGACUGUGGGGAUCUUUCGCGUGGGAAGCUCUAAGAAGAGAGUUCGACAGCUGCGUGAGGAGUUUGAUCGAGCAAUCGACGUGCAGCUGGAUGAGGAGCAAAGUGUUCAUGAUGUAGCUGCUUUGUUGAAGGAGUUCCUCAGGGACAUGCCCGACCCUCUUCUCACCAAGGAGCUCUACACGGCCUUCAUCAACACCACAUUGCUGGAUCCAGAUGAGCAGCACAAUGUCACUCAGCUACUCAUCUACCUGCUCCCAGCAUGCAACAGCGACACACUCCACCGCCUCCUUGAGUUUCUGUCCACCGUGACCGACCACGCUCACGACCGGCUGGACAAGGACAGACAGGAGAUCACAGGGAACAAGAUGACGUCCCUGAACCUGGCCACCAUCUUCGGCCCCAACCUGCUCCACAAGCAGAAGAACUCGGACAAAGAGUUCAGCGUACAGAGCUCCGCCCGCGCCGAGGAGAGCACGGCCGUCAUCGCCGCGCUGCAGAGGAUGAUCGCCAGCUACCAGACCCUCUUCAUGGUGCCUCCUGAUCUGCAAAAUGAGGUUUUGAUGAAUCUGCUGGAGACAGAUCCAGAUGUGGUGGACUACCUUCUGAGGCGAAAAGCAUCACAGAGUCCCGACUUGCUGCAGUCGGAGGAUCCCUUCACCCUGAGCGAGCGCCAUUCCUCCAGCGACUCCAACAAGGUGUCCAGUGGGGAGGUGUCCCCUUACGACAACAACUCCCCGAUCAUGAGUGAGCGGAGAGGAGAGCAGGGCAGCCCGGGCAGCGAGCCGCUCUUCCGUGUCCCAGAACAGUACAGUGUGGGGGGGCAGGUGGCCGGCUGGAGCACAGAGUCUGUGGCGGACACUUGGGGAAGUAAAGACGCUAUAUCAGAGGAGCAUGCAAAUAUUUGGGGGACUUGGCAUACUACGCUGAAACCAGCACUCAAAGAACAAGCGUACACAGGUUCCCAUGGCAACAUGUCAGAGGGGAGUUCACGCAGCUCGCAGGAAGGCCUCGACGGACUCCAUGGCGAUGGCAGGCAGCAGAUGCCGCUGCACCGGACACAGACGGCGCCUGGCAUCGCCGAGUGCCUGAGAACCCACCCCCCGGUAACCAGAGUGUGCACCAGCCCUCACAUGCAGCUCAACGCCAAGCCCUCGUUGACGUCGCAACUCAAAAGCACUCAGGGUCACCAUCGAGCAAGCGGACUCAACCCGACCCCUAGGCUUCACAACUCUGGUGACACACCUGGAGGUCUGAACGACUGCCGCUUUCCUCCCCCAUAUAACGCCCACCACCGACUGGCGGGUUCGCCUCAGCUCGCCCCGGUUCAGCAGCCCCCCCUGCAGCACGGGAAGCUGGGUGUGGCGCAGAGCACGACCUCGGACAGCCAGAUGGUGCCGCAGAGCCCCGAGUGGCAGGACUGGCAGAGGGACCGCUGGCAGAUCUGGCAGCUGCUGUCCUCGGACAACGCUGACGCUCUGCCUGAAACGCUGGUGUGAUAUCACAGCGUGAACUCGUCCAAUGACAAUCAAUAUUCACUUCAUGUUUCAGCCAGCCUUCAUCCACUCAUGGAUCCAUGGAUUUCCUCCUUCCCCUGGACCCUUCAUGCUUCUCCUGCAUCUAGCGCCAUGGCGUUGUUGUUUACGUGUGCAGCUGCUGCCUUAUACAGACUUUUACAUCCAGAGAGCCACUAGUAUUUCAUUUUUUUAAAUGGAUGUUGCUUCUGUUCCUAGCCCAAUAUGUGUUGUCCAUAAUGACAUCUUGAGUUGGCCACAAGAAAUACCUCAAAAACAAUCCUUUCACCAUGACCAUACUUUCUAUUCAGCUUGAGUAAAGUCUUCAUAUCUCAAUGGAGAACACUAGGAAACGUGUGUCUUUAGUUUCCAUUCUUUUAUACAUUUUUUUCCACCAUACAGACACUAUGAUAUACCCAUUAAUAUUUGCUGCUAAAUGUAAAUUUUCUGUGUGGGUAUUGUUCAGCCAAACCUGUCUAAAAAGAUCAAAUGUUGGAUUGCUUUACACAUGAUGUCGGAUGUAUAUUACAAACAUAAACAAUAUAUAUGUAAACCGACAUGUUAAGUAUAGAAUUCGCCAAACUACUAAGAGAAAGUCUGCCCUUUAAAUGGCUAUAUGUUGCCGUUUCUGUCUGUAACGUUGAAUGUAGGAUACUUUAACUGCUUAGCCUGAUUAUAAAGCACCGCUGCUUAUCCGUGGUCUUGCCACUCGCUGCAUGGCAGGAACAAUGUGCCAAAAUCCCUAUUUUUUUUUUUACUUCAAUGUUGAUUUCAGAAAAAUACUCAAAAGAAUAAACAAGAUAAAGGAAGAUGAAGUGUAGUAGCCCAUGUGUUUUUUUAAAGGACCUUAUGUGUAAAUAAAUACAAGAAUGUAAUAUUAAAAAUAAGAGCUAAAGUUAUGUUUGGAUAUCAGGUAAAGCCAAACAGUACUUAAGUCAUUUUAAGACUUUUAAAAACACAUCCGACAAAAGAUUUAUAUUAAGUUGAUGCACAAAAUCCUAUAUUGCAAAUUCUGUAUAGCAAAUGUCGUCUCCUACAAUUGACUCUAAUGUGUCAUUCUGUCUAAUUUGACCCAAUCUAAAACAAAAACUACAAUCCGGAAAGCCAUUCCCAGUUGUAAAUUCUAGUAUGACUUUACACUGAAAAUAUGAGAUCAAAAAACUAUAUAUAAAAAAAGCAGCUCUACAAUUUCAAACCACAAUUUAUAAAACCAUUACAGUAUGAUGAUAUCAGUACCCUAAAUCCACAUAAAACACGGAUCCAGGAUAUUAAACCGCUCAUACACAUUUUUUCUAGGAAUUAUUACGAUUUAAUGACUGCAUGGUCCAACUAAAGUGCCAAAAAUAGAUACAUUUGUCAUUCUAAUUCCAGCAUUGUUGCUUAUUCAGAUGGGAAAACACAUGUUCACCCACAAUCAACCUGUCCGAAUCCUCGUAAUAAAUUUCAGUCAAGUGGGUAUUUGCUGGCAAAUAUUUCACAUUGUCACGGUGUAAUAUUUGCGAAUAUGAACAUUACAUCUAGAGAUACAUGAUGUAUAAUUGGACUUCUUCUUUGUGUAUGUGACUGAGUAUUCAAUGAAAGAGAGCCACACAAGUGCAUAAGUGUUGUGGUAAAGCUUAUGGCUCCAUCUAUUGACAGACCGUGUGUAUUAGCAUAUUGCUGCUUCCCACAAUUCAAUGGGAUCCAGCCGUGCUCAGUUUAGACUGCUUGUGAUUAUAAGCACCUUUCUGUGUAAAUGUGUGUGAGGAAAGAAAAUGUGCCAUAGUCUUGCUCUUGAAGAUAUUCUCCAUGCAUUGCUCAAGGUUUGUAUUUUUUGUGGGUUUUUUUUUGUAUGUUUCUGUUGUUGUAAUAUAUAAAUUCAAUAUAAUGCGAUUUUUAUUAAAAGGAGAAAAAAAGACAGAAAAGUGGGGACUAAUCUUAACGCUCCUCUCUUUGUCUUGUUGACCUCACUAAGAAUUAGUGCUCUGGUGUUUAUUGUGGAUAUUUUCGGUGGGGUUUACUGGGUCCAAGUUGUGUCUGGUAAUUGCUUUUGUACCACGUGUCAUCAUCAAUAUGCUACAAUGGAAUUAAAUAUGAUAAAGUUUA